Messenger RNA from Erpetoichthys calabaricus (reedfish), 3401 nucleotides. It is a transcript of the gene fscn1a, whose product is annotated as fascin actin-bundling protein 1a. Bases 199 to 1671 code for a protein of 490 amino acids. Gene Ontology annotation, biological process: actin filament bundle assembly; cell migration; establishment or maintenance of cell polarity. Gene Ontology annotation, cellular component: actin cytoskeleton; ruffle; growth cone. The record is from RefSeq and is a predicted model, not a curated record. Gene Ontology annotation, molecular function: protein-macromolecule adaptor activity; actin filament binding. The transcript is spliced from 5 exons. Lineage: Eukaryota; Metazoa; Chordata; Cladistia; Polypteriformes; Polypteridae.
CUGGCGCUUCAUCAGCAGGCUGUCUGGGGUGGUAGAGUCUGUCGAAAGCUGCAGUCGAGCAUCAUAAUUGCAUUGCUCCAGGCUCGCUUAAUAACUAUUCAGUUGAACCAAACAGUUAAAAAAAAUAAAUAAAUAACGUCUCAAAAAAGCGUGCAAGCAACGGCCUGUUUCGAUUAAAAUCACGCAUUUCCAGCAAACAUGACGGCAAACGGGACCAGCGACCUGGUGCAGAUCCAGUUCGGCCUCAUCAACUGCGGUAACAAAUACCUGACUGCCGAAACGUUCGGCUUUAAAAUCAAUGCCUCUGCCACCAGCAUGAAAAAGAAGCAGAUCUGGACACUGGAGCAAGACGGAGAAGAUUCCAAUGUGGUCUUCCUGAAAAGCCACCUGGGCCGCUACCUGGCCACUGACAAAGACGGCAACGUAACCGGGGACAGUGAGAGCCCGGGAGUCGACAGUCGGUUCAUUAUCAUCGCUCAUGAUGAUGGCCGCUGGUCCCUGCAGUCCGAGCCAUACAAGCGCUACUUUGGCGGGACCGAGGACCGAAUAACCUGCUUCGCCCAGACCAUCUCGGUUGCCGAGAAAUGGAGUGUCCAUAUAGCCAUGCACCCCCAGGUCAACAUCUACAGCCUCACCCGCAAGAGGUACGCCCACCUGAGCAGCAAGCAGGAGGAAAUCGCUAUUGACAGGGAUGUGCCCUGGGGGGUGGACUCCUUGAUAACACUGGUGUUUCAGGACCAGAGAUACAGCAUCCAGACUUCUGACAACCGCUUCCUCAAGAAUGACGGCACGCUGGCUGUGAAGCCAGACAAGACCACCGGCUACACGCUUGAAUUCCGCUCAGGGAAGGUGGCGUUUCGGGACUGCGAUGGGAAGUACCUGGCACCCUCUGGACCCAGUGGCACCAUGAAGUCGGGCAAGAACACCAAGGUUGGAAAAGACGAGCUGUUUGUCAUGGAGCAGAGUUACGCGCAAGUGGUCCUCACCGCAGCCAACGAGAGGAACGUGUCCACCAGACAAGGAAUGGAUCUUUCUGCCAACCAAGAUGAGGAAGGUGACCAGGAGACCUUUCAGUUGGAGAUCAGCAAGGAAACCAAGAAGUGUGCUUUCCGGACCUGCACUGGGAAGUACUGGACCCUGACUGCCAAUGGAGGAGUGCAGUGCACUGCAUCCACCAAGAAUGCAAACUGCUACUUUGAUAUAGAGUGGCGAGGAAAGAAAAUCACAUUAAAGGCUGCCAAUGGAAAAUAUGUGGCAGCAAAGAAGAAUGGGCAGCUCGCGGCUACCAUCGAUACUGCAGGGGAGAACGAAGAGUUUUUAAUGAAGCUUAUUAACAGGCCGAUAAUUGUCCUGCGUGGAGAACAUGGCUUCAUUGGCUGUCGUAAGGUCACAGGGACUCUUGACUCGAACCGCUCCUCCUAUGAUGUGUUCCAGCUGGAUUUCCAUGGUGGCGCCUACAGCUUUAAAGAUUCAACUGGAAAGUACUGGAUGAUAGGAAAUGAGUCGAGCGUGACCAGCAGCAGUGACACUCCAGUAGAGUUCUUCCUGGAGUUUUGCGACUUUGACAAAGUAGCAAUCAAGGCCAAUGGCAAAUAUUUAAAGGGAGACCAUGCGGGUGUGCUCAAAGCUUCGGCUGACUCCAUCGACAGCUCCACUCUCUGGGAAUUCUAGAAGCACUUUAGCAAAACCACUGUGGCUUUGCUUCCAGGUUUUGUUUUUGAUUUUUUUUUCUUUUUUGGUGCACACAGGAUUUCACAAAGAAAUAUUUGCAGACCUGCCAUGGAUCAUGAUUUAAACCAAAAUUUCCCAAAAAUUGUUUAAAUGAGAGCAGAGUAUCAGUUGCAAGGCCUGAUGGGAUAGUAGAUUUGCUUUCUUUUUGUGGCCUGCUGCGUUUCUCCAUCAUUGCAGAUGUUCCCUGCUGGGUUUUCAAAUUUAGGAGCAACUUGAAUGCUGGUUCAUCAGCUCGGGGAGCUGCCAUUUAUGGACCCCACCGCUUGGGGUUGUGCCCACUACCCACCCACUAUGUCUGACAGGUUUUGUAUUAACUCUGAUAGAUCCUCUGCUGUCUCGUCUCAUAAUAAAAUUCCUUCUUAAAGGGGCCUAUUGGCAUAAACCUUAAUUAUAUUUUUAUAAGGAGUUGGGGGAGAUUUUUGUUAUGUUUUAUUAAUAUUGUAAUCUGUUUUGCCUGGGCCAUGAGAUUUAUACCCUCCAUCAGUCUGUUUUCUAGCAGCCUCCGCUUAGCAAGACUAUCACUUUUUAAUGUUUUGGUGAGGGUCCAUAUGGGCCAUCCUGGGGUUUGACCAAAAUCCUUCUUGCCAAAGUUCCCCACCCUUUUCAGGAAGCAUUAACAAUGUCGGCUGAAAUACCUCGUCAUGCUACUAUUAGGCAUCUUUAUUUCCUCCGAUCCCUCGUCUGGAGCUGGUAAGCUUGGUCAAAUUUGGUCUUACUGGUGGCUUCAGUUUUACAUAGGAAGCCCCCACCCAGAGUGUGAGAACUUGCUGAUAUAAGAUAGCAAUGGGAGAAAAGAGGUGCCAUGCCACAAGCAAACAGAUUCUGAUAAAUGUGCCAGGUGUUUGGCCAAGCAAAGCAAACCACAUGCCAAUUUGUGAAUGGACGUUGUGCUGUAUCCUUGUCAGCCAGACUGAACUUGAGCAGUCUGUUGUGACAUCCAUGGCAGGGCUGCUGUCCGUCUCUGCUUUUCCUUUUUUCUUUUUUAAAUCUUAAAUCCUAAAUGUACCUUCCUGUGAUGUCCUCCAUCUCUUUAUUGCAAUGUAUUCAAAUGCAGAUCUGUUAGCCAAAUGCUCUUGGAAAAACCAAACCAGUGCCACAGAUUUCCCUCAAACCCUUAGACCUCAUCUGAGUACCUAAGGUCUGCUUUGUUUUAUGCACCUUAUUGGAGAAAAAAUGGAUUCAAAAACUGGAACCUCUGUUGGUUUUGGAAUGCAGUAUGAUGGUGUUUGGAUCAUUUGGAAAAUUUAAAACUGCUAGGCCUCGUGGGUGGGUGGGUGGGUAGAAUGGGGAAGCAUUGACUGAUCUGGAGACUUGUACUUGCACCAUUAACUUUUUGUGGAAAUGGGGGGGGGUUACCCCUUUGAAACAUUGACCAUGAUAGAAACUGCUAAACUGGACCCAGUCACUAGCCUUGUAAAUUAUGUAAUUUUAUAACCAUUGGACAAAUGGAUCCAGUGACUCUUAAAGGGGCCAUUAAACUGGAACCCAAAACUCUUUGGAACAUGCUGGACUUGCUGACUGUCCUGUUAAACUGGAAUUAAUGAUCCUUUAAGUUUGAGUGGAGUAAUAGGCAUUUCUAGGGACCAUGAGCUAAGCCCGACUGGACAUUUUGACUAUUCCAAGGCCUGUAGGAAAAAAUUUGGCUUUUUUUUUUUUUUUUUUUUUUUGUU